AUGAAAACUAAUAAUAAUAACAAUAAUAAUAAUAGUAUUAAUAAUAUUGCAAAUAAUAAAAAUAUUAAAAAUAAUAAUAAUAAUAAUAAUAAUAAUAAUAAUAAUAAUAAUAAUAAUAAUAAUAAUAAUAAUAAUAAUAAUAAUAAUAAUAAUAAUAAUAAUAAUAAUAAUAAUAAUAAUAAAAUUGAAAUUUAUAAUGAAAAAUUAUUUUUUUCCAUUUGGAGAAAUAUUGUUAUAAAUAGAAAAAUAAUUGACUAUAUACAUGGUUAUAAUUUAAAUAAAGAAAAACUCUUUUUUCGAAUAUGGAGAAAUGUUUAUCUUCGUAAAUUUAUAUUUUCUUUAAAUCAAACACAACUUCAGCAAGAUCAAGAAUUUGAACUUUAUGAGUAA
This is a messenger RNA of Dictyostelium discoideum AX4, 390 nucleotides long. RefSeq lists its product as hypothetical. Lineage: Eukaryota; Evosea; Eumycetozoa; Dictyosteliales; Dictyosteliaceae. Bases 1 to 390 code for a protein of 129 amino acids. The transcript has a single exon. The record is from RefSeq and is a predicted model, not a curated record.